AUGGCAAGCUAUGCAGGGAAAGCUGCCCCUUCUAAUGGGACUAUCUAUGUUAGUAAUUUACCUGAAGGGACCGAUGACACUAUGUUAGCUGAAUAUUUUGGCACAAUUGGAUUGUUAAAGAAAGACAAGCGAACUGGUCGACCUAAGAUAUGGCUGUACCAUGACAAAAUGACAAAUGAGCCGAAGGGUGAUGCUACAGUUACAUAUGAGGACCCUCAUGCUGCUCUAGCUGCUGUUGAGUGGUUCAACAACAAGGAUUUUCAUGGUAAUAUCAUUGGAGUAUUUAUAGCACAGUCUAAGAGCAAAGAUGACCAGGUGUAUAACUCUGUGGAUGAUACAAAUGAAUUUGGCGGGUUUGAGGAAAAUGCUAAGGAUUUGAAUGAGGAUGGAGGAAGAGGUAGAGGACGGGGUGACGCUUCGGGGAAAGCAUGGCAACAGGAGGGAGACUGGUUGUGUCCGAAUACAAGCAGUUGUUCCAAUGUAAAUUUUGCAUUUCGUGGUGUGUGCAACCGUUGUGGAAGUGCUCGACCUUCUGGUCCAUCUGGUGGUGCUGCUGGAGCUGGUGGUCGUGGGAGGGGCCGUGGUGCCAAUGACUCUGGGGGCCCUGGCCGGUCAGUUGGUGCCCCCACUGGACUUUUUGGUCCAAAUGACUGGUCUUGUCCAAUGUGUGGCAAUAUCAACUGGGCAAAACGUACGAAGUGCAAUAUUUGCAAUACCAAUAAACCCGGUCACAACGAGGGUGGUGUGAGAGGAGGACGAGGUGGUGGUUACAAAGAACUUGAUGAAGAAGAAUUAGAGGAAACUAAACGACGGCGAAAAGAAGCUGAAGAAGAUGAUGGAGAGUUAUAUGAUGAGUUUGGCAAUCUGAAGAAAAAAUUUCGGGCCAAAACUCAACAAGCUGAAGCUGGAAGAGUGCUUCCAGGUGCUGGGCGUGCAGGAUGGGAGGUUGAGGAAUUAGGUGUUGUUGACAGGGACGGGAGAGAGAGAAGCAGAGAAAGAGGGAGGGAUCGAGAUUAUAGGGAAAGCAGCAAGACCAGAGAACGUGAUGGUAGGGACAGGCGCCGUAGUCGAAGUAGGGAGAGGGAUCGUGGAAAAGAUCGAGAUUAUGAGUUUAGCCGAGACAGAGAAUAUGGACGGGACAGGGAGCGUGAGCGGGACCGGGACCGGGACCGGUACCGAUACUGA
Molecule: messenger RNA, 1185 nt
Organism: Dovyalis caffra
Lineage: Eukaryota; Viridiplantae; Streptophyta; Magnoliopsida; Malpighiales; Salicaceae
Source: the annotation of a GenBank genome assembly